Messenger RNA from Conger conger (European conger), 1386 nucleotides. Its product is annotated as CMP-N-acetylneuraminate-beta-galactosamide-alpha-2,3-sialyltransferase 1-like. Lineage: Eukaryota; Metazoa; Chordata; Actinopteri; Anguilliformes; Congridae. Bases 1 to 1386 code for a protein of 461 amino acids. Gene Ontology annotation, molecular function: beta-galactoside (CMP) alpha-2,3-sialyltransferase activity. The record is from RefSeq and is a predicted model, not a curated record. The transcript has 11 exons.
AUGCUGUCCGCUCUGGGGGCCAAGACCCAGCUGCUGUCUAGCUUUCACCCCCAGACCGCCGGCCAGACUGAGCGGACGAGCCAGGAGCCGGCAAAGACACUGCGCUGCCUGGUGGAGAAAUCCCUGCCCUCCUGGGAGGCCUCGCUCCCCUGGGGCCAGCGAGAGCUCACCGGACGCCGCCGGAACCGCGACGCUUUCCAAGGCUCGGGCCCCUCUCUCGGGGCGAACCCAUUCCAGGGCGCCCUGCCCUUCACAAAGAAAAGAGAACUCUCCCCGGGGCUCCCGCCGGCUUCUCCGGGAUCGGUCGCGUCACCGCACUGGACGCCUCGCGGCGCCCGUCUCCGCCGCUCCGGAUUCGGGGAUCUGAACCCGACUCCCUUUCGAUCGGCCGGGGGCGACGGAGGCCAUCGCCCCUCCCUUCCGAACGGCGGAGGUGUGCCCUCCUGCAGGAUUCUCAGCCCCCUGGUGUGUCUGAGGAGCUUGCCCUUGAACACAGUUGGAUGGCCCUUCACAAACUCCUCCCCUGCAGCCGGCACAACGGCACUGUGUGCCUGCCGCCAGUGCAUCUCUGUUAAGGAUGAAGACCCCUGGUUCAUGAAGCGCUUUAACACGUCCAUAUCGCCACUCUUGUCACAGAAGAACGCCAUGCUGUCUGACGACACCUUUAAAUGGUGGCAGAGGCUACAGACUAAGCAAAAUGCCAACUACAGUGCUGUGGUGCAGAAACUAUUCCAGGUCGUCCCUGGGGAGGGACAUUAUAACGACUCAGGGCCCAAUCGCUGCAGGACUUGCGCUGUAGUAGGGAAUUCUGGGAACCUCAAGGGAUCUGAUUACGGAGCCCUCAUUGACUCCAAUGACUUCAUCAUAAGAAUGAACAAAGCUCCCAUUUUGGGCUAUGAAAAGGACGUAGGGAACAGAACCACCCAUCGUGUCAUGUACCCAGAAAGUGCCACAAACCUGCAAAAGGACACGAGCCUGCUGCUGAUACCAUUCAAGACUUUGGAUCUGGAGUGGAUCACUAGUGCUCUGACCACAGGCACUGUGAAACGCACCCGGAUGCCGGUGAUGGCCAAGAUUAAUGCAGACAAGAAUAAGGUGUUAAUAUACAACCCCACGUUCUUAAAGUACGUCUAUGAUGUUUGGCUUGAACGCCAUGGGAAAUAUCCCUCCACCGGCUUCUCAACCUUGAUGUUCGCCAUCCACGUAUGUGAUGAGGUGAAUGUUUUUGGAUUUGGAGCAUCCAAAGAUGGAACCUGGCAGCAUUACUGGGAGAAAAACAAAUUUAAACAGACAGCGGAGCUCCUGUUCCUCCACGCCUUCCGUCUGCACGGCCUGCCCCUGGAGGUGACCAGGGGCCGUGGCCCUCAGUUCUCCAGUCGCUUUUAG